Messenger RNA from Drosophila suzukii, 602 nucleotides. RefSeq names its product putative peptidyl-tRNA hydrolase PTRHD1. The record is from RefSeq and is a predicted model, not a curated record. Gene Ontology annotation, molecular function: peptidyl-tRNA hydrolase activity. NCBI's taxonomy places the organism in Eukaryota, Metazoa, Arthropoda, Insecta, Diptera, Drosophilidae.
UUUUAGUUUGUAAACAAAAACAGCUGUUUCAACUCCACACGAUUUUAAUAAACAUUAAUUCAACAUUUUUUAAAACAUGAGUAAUAUAGUGCAAUAUAUAGUUGUUCGCAGUGACUUGCGUUCCGCCCUCAGUUGGCCGAUAGGCGCGGUUAUUGCACAGUGCUGCCACGCCACCGCCGCCGUCUUGCACUUAAAUUCAGAGGACGCAGACACCGUGGCCUACUUGAAGGAUCUGGAUAAUAUGCAUAAAGUGGUGCUAGAGGCCAGAGAUGAGGCAGCUCUGGUCAGGCUCAGCGAAAAGUUGAAGGAGAGCGAGAUAAAGCACAAGAUGUGGAUCGAACAACCGGAGAAUAUUCCAACCUGCAUCGCCCUAAAACCAUAUGUUAAGGACACAGUUCACAAAUACGUUAAGCAGUUCAAGCUUUUGAACUAGUAAUCAAGUUAAAAAAUCCAAUGGGACCCACCCCACACCAAGUUGACUAAACCCCAGGGCAAGUUUCUUCGACUAAUGGUAUAACGAUAUUCAAUUUUUCAACAAACACAAUUUAAAUAAAUACAAGCUUAAAAAAUAUAACUUCCCUGAAAGUGACCUUAAACGUCUA